This is a messenger RNA of Psammomys obesus (fat sand rat), 1450 nucleotides long. RefSeq names its product gamma-aminobutyric acid type A receptor subunit pi (gene Gabrp). Gene Ontology annotation, biological process: signal transduction; monoatomic ion transmembrane transport; nervous system process. Gene Ontology annotation, cellular component: neuron projection; synapse; GABA-A receptor complex. Lineage: Eukaryota; Metazoa; Chordata; Mammalia; Rodentia; Muridae. Gene Ontology annotation, molecular function: extracellular ligand-gated monoatomic ion channel activity; GABA-A receptor activity; neurotransmitter receptor activity. The coding region runs from base 38 to 1360 and encodes 440 amino acids. The transcript has 9 exons. The record is from RefSeq and is a predicted model, not a curated record.
GAUUCCUCCUCUCUGUGUGUGAAUUAGCUCCUUCAACAUGAGCUGCAGCCUCUACUUGGCCUUUGUGUGUCUGAGUCUCCUCACUCAAAGGUUGUGCAUCCAGGGGAACCAGUUCAAUGUGGAGGUCAGCCGAAGUGACAAGCUUUCCUUGCCUGGCUUUGAGAACCUCACUGCAGGAUAUAACAAAUUUCUCAGGCCCAAUUUUGGUGGUGACCCAGUUCGGAUAGCACUGACGCUGGACAUAGCAAGCAUCUCUAGCAUCUCAGAGAGUAACAUGGACUACACGGCCACUAUAUACCUCCGGCAGCACUGGACAGAUCCCCGGCUGGUGUUCGAAGGCAACAAGAGUUUCACUCUAGAUGCCCGGCUCGUGGAGUUCCUCUGGGUACCAGACACUUACAUUGUGGAGUCCAAGAAGUCCUUCCUCCAUGAAGUCACGGUGGGAAACAGGCUCAUCCGCCUCUUCUCCAAUGGCACAGUCCUGUAUGCGCUCAGAAUCACAACAACUGUUACAUGCAACAUGGAUCUGUCUAAAUACCCCAUGGACACACAGACCUGCAAGUUGCAGCUAGAGAGCUGGGGGUACGAUGGCAAUGACGUGGAGUACUCCUGGCUGAGAGGGAAUGAUUCCGUGCGUGGACUUGAAAACCUGCGCCUUGCUCAGUAUACCAUCCAACAGUAUUUCACCUUGGUCACCGUAUCCCACCAGGAAACAGGGAACUAUACGCGACUGGUUCUGCAGUUUGAGCUCCGGAGGAACGUCUUGUAUUUCAUUCUGGAAACCUACGUUCCUUCCACGUUCCUGGUGGUGUUGUCCUGGGUUUCGUUUUGGAUCUCUCUUGAUUCCGUUCCUGCAAGAACAUGCAUCGGGGUGACAACAGUGUUAUCCAUGACCACGCUGAUGAUCGGCUCCCGCACAUCCCUACCCAACACCAACUGCUUCAUAAAGGCCAUCGAUGUGUACCUGGGGAUCUGCUUCAGUUUCGUGUUUGGGGCCUUGCUGGAGUACGCAGUUGCUCACUACAGCUCCUUACAGCAGAUGGCGGUCAAAGAUAGGGGGACGGUGAAGGAAUCAGAAGACGUCAAGAUCACUAACAUCAUCAACAGCUCCAUCUCCAGCUUUAAACGAAAGAUCAGCUUUGCCAGCAUUGAACUAUCCAGUGACAAUGUCAACUAUAGCGACUUGACAAUGAAAGCCAGCGACAAGUUCAAGUUUGUCUUCCGAGAAAAGAUCGGUAGAAUUGUUGAUUAUUUCACAAUUCAAAAUCCCAGCAAUGUGGAUCGAUACUCGAAACUACUAUUCCCUUUGAUCUUUAUGUUAGCCAAUGUAUUUUACUGGGCUUACUACAUGUAUUUUUGAGAUGACAUUGAACUUUUGCAUGCCAGGUGUCUUUAACAGAAUAACAUAAUGAUGUUAAGGGUAUUCCAGGACAUGUGUAUGCACUUCAGC